Messenger RNA from Mya arenaria, 3361 nucleotides. RefSeq names its product poly [ADP-ribose] polymerase tankyrase-2-like. NCBI's taxonomy places the organism in Eukaryota, Metazoa, Mollusca, Bivalvia, Myida, Myidae. The transcript has 10 exons. The coding region runs from base 69 to 1715 and encodes 548 amino acids. The record is from RefSeq and is a predicted model, not a curated record. Gene Ontology annotation, molecular function: protein binding.
CUUACUAGUUCUUACUAAUAGAGUCUUAUCAUAAAUUUAGUUUUUGGCAUCCUGUGUUUUUCAGUGAGAUGGGUCUAGCAGCUUCCCGCCAGGAAGAGUUUUGGGAGGCAUGUGGAUUUGGACAUGUGGGCCGAGCAAAACAGCUGCUGGCUGAGGGAGACAUAGAUGUAAACUGGGUCUCAUACACAAACGAUUGCUCCCCAAUCCAUGUAGCAUCCCAGGGCAAGCCAGAUAUUGUGCAGCUCCUACUUGAAAACAAAUGUGAUGUCAAUGUCAAGGAUGCUAGAGGAAAUCUAGCCAUCCACCAUGCUGCCAUGAAGGGCCAUGGAGAUAUUGUCAAGACUCUAAUUGACGCUGGCUCAGAGAUUGAUGCACAAGAAAAGAAUGGUUGGACUGCCCUGCACAACGCAGCAUAUUGGUGUCACCCAGAUGUUGUUAAUGUCCUGAUCAAAAAUGGCUGUGAUGUACACAAACAAAACAAGGAUGAGCGUACAGCCCUGCAUGAGUGUGCGAGGUCACAACAGAAGAAUGCCGUCCAACUGGGAGAGAUAGCACGCUCUCUGAUCAAGGCCGGGUGUAAUGUGAACAGCAAGAGCAGUGACUGGGGGGAGGCCGACCUGACAGGGCUGAUGUAUGCUGCGUUCCAUAAUCAUCCUGAAGUUGCCAUGGCCCUCAUUGAUGCUGGCUGUGAACUCAACGCUGUUGGCGGUACGUUCUGGACAGCACUCCACUGGGCGGCUGACAGAGACAAUGAUGAGCUUGUGUACAUUCUCCUGGAUGCAGGGAUAAACCCAACUAUCAGGGAUAUGAGAGGUGAGACAGCUCUGGAGAGGGCCAGGUCUGACCAGAUGAAAGAUAUACUCAAGACAGCCAUCGACAUUCACAAAGAGAUGAAUGUGGUCAACACCACCCCUAUACUACAGACACUCAAAGCUGUCUCCAAGCCAGCGUCAACCUACAAACCUGCCUGUGAUGCCAACUUUAAGUCCAAAUCUUUCUUGCCUGCUGACUGGAAACCAGUGAGCAAUGCAAAUGUGAAAAAUCUGAUCAAUGAAAAGAAGUCGAAGCUAGCAGCCAUGACUUCCCAGAAAUAUCGGACUGAACUAGCCCGGAGAACGGGAACCAAUGUCAUAGAGGAUCAGAAAAUAUCUGACAAAAGUGGGGAUAGUAUCGGAAAAAGUGGAGACUCAGGUACUAAUGUUAUAGAGGACAAGCAACAAGCUGACGGAACUGGAGAUAAGAAAGGGGUUGAUGACGUUGUAAAGAAUAUUGAGGGCACAGAUGUAAAUGAUGAUUUGGAGAAAGAUCUAAAAGUGGAAAGGUCUGAAGACGAGAAAGGGGUUGAUGACAUUGUAUUGGAAAGGGCUGGUGAAAAUGAUGGUGAAUCUGAUACACAAAGUAAUGAAGCAAGUGAAGAUACCGCAACUAGAUCUGAUGGUAAAGAAAGGACAAAUGAUGCUCAGCAAGAUAAUGUUGAGGUUUAUGUUACUACUAAAACACUUUAUAGUGAAACGGGAACAGCAGAAAAUGAUGAGACAGAGUUUACAGAACAAAAAAUAGACACUGGUCUUGCCUCAAAUCAUAUUUGUUCAAGUGAUGAAACAAAACCUGAAGUGGAAACAGACGUUACAACGCUUGAGGGCAACGUAACUGAUCUUGUAGAAUCUGAUAGUGUUUGUAAUGGGAAAGAUGUGCUUGGUGGUUCAAACUCUUGAUGAUGCAUUGUGCCUUAUUACCGAUACUAUUUUGCAGUAUGAAAAAAUGGUGACAUUUCUAAAAUAAUUUUUUGAGUUAUUUUUCGCAAUUGAGCUUGAAGGACUAUUUGCUUUUAUGUGAUAUUUUAUCUUAUUAAGUGAGUUAAGUAAAGUUAUAAAAUACACAUGUUUUAACCUAAAUUAUUUUUUACAUGUAUGCUGAUGUUUUGACAUUUUGAAACAAAAGGUUUUCACGUUUAAAUGUUAAUUAACACUGAAAGGAAACCAUAUAAUGUUUGCUGUCAAUCUGGAUAUAAAGCAAAAGUCAUCAAGGCAAUAAAAUGAGAAAUUAACAGCAUGCUACGUUAAUGUAUUUGAAUAUUACAAUGGCUUUAACAUUUAGAUAUCCAGAUAAGGCCUCAAAAAAUACAUUUGGUUCGGGUUACCAGACCCUACCUUCGAAACAGGCACAGACCCUACCGUUUUUAGUCAGUUGGUAGUCAAGUCAGUUUUUUUAAAGUGUAUGUUUGAAUAUGGAGUUUUAAACCUUUAUACAGAAGAAUUUAACACCAAUUAUGACAAUAAAGUUCUUAUAUAAAGCCUAAUGCCUACCUACCCUACAUGUUUUUAAAAAGGAUGUAACCAUAACCAAACCUAUUUUUUUGGCUGAACCACAAUGCUGCUUGAAAGUCCAACAUGAUAAAAUCCUUUUAAGGUCGCCAUUUACUUAAGAUAAGACUUCAUUUUUUUACAUCAAUGUAAUCCUUGUUUCAGGAUAUUAAAUAUACUAAACCAUUGUGCAAUAUUAUAUUUAAACUCAUACAGAAAGUGUUCUUUCAUGACAUAGCUUGAAAUUUAUAUACAUGUGAAUAUUGGAUUGAAGAGGAACUCGACUCUAAAAAAACAAUACUGGAAUAUUUCUUUACAUUUCUAAUCUAAAUUUGUGUUAAUGUAUGGUGCUUUUAUAACUCAUGACCAGAAUGAGUCAUUUUGGGAAAUAUGAUUCUUUGGAAAGCUUCUGUGACCAAGUAGAAACACACAUGUUGUUAUUGCCCUAUACAAAUGAUUUAUAAACUGGCUGCUUAUUAUGGCUUUUAUUUUGCAAUCAUGUAGGCCUAGAGUAGAGUUGUAGAGAUUUCAAACAUUUUUAGUUCACAUUAAUUAUGUUCUAAAUUAUAAUAAUUUAUUUUUAAAGGGAUACAAAGAUUAUUUGCAUUCUAUUAAAUCUGUGCAGUUAAUUUAUUUUCCAUACAUACAUACGUGUACUUUUUAUCAAUCUCCUGCAAACAGCUUGCAGAUAUUCAUAUUAAAAGAAAUGUGUUGAUCCUAGCGUAACUAUGCUUUACAGCAAGACGAAGCAUCUUCUGUAAUAUUUUAUUUGUAUUAUUAAUUUUUAUAGCUACCAAAAAAAGCUCUUAUUUAAUUUUGAUGAUAUUUCAUCAUUGUUACAAGCAUUAUGUUUGCCUUUCAAAUGAAAUAUGUUUUUGGAAUGACUGAACCUAUGAAAUGUGAACAAACAGAUUCUGUUACAUUUUUUGAAUUUUUUACGUGUUUUCUACUCUUUCUUAUUUUGCUGCAUUGUUGAUGUGUGCCUUUUGAACUUUCAUCACAUGCCUGGAAACUGUAAUUUAUAAAAUCACUAUUUGGAAUAAAACUAUGAUAUGGUG